Thrips palmi is the source of this 949-nucleotide messenger RNA. It is a transcript of the gene Gip, whose product is annotated as putative hydroxypyruvate isomerase. The record is from RefSeq and is a predicted model, not a curated record. Gene Ontology annotation, biological process: glyoxylate metabolic process. Gene Ontology annotation, molecular function: hydroxypyruvate isomerase activity. The coding region runs from base 36 to 878 and encodes 280 amino acids. The transcript has a single exon. NCBI's taxonomy places the organism in Eukaryota, Metazoa, Arthropoda, Insecta, Thysanoptera, Thripidae.
AUAAGAGUGAUAAGAUACAACCGAGCAAACAGCAGAUGUUGUCCUCAGUAUCCUCAGCACUGGCGCCCAAACUGUGCAAGAUGUCUUCUCUCAAGUUUUGUGCCAACCUGAAUUUUAUGUUCACUGAAAGCCCCAAUCUAUUGGAGCGUUAUAAUUUGGCUAAGAAGGCAGGUUUUCAAGCUGUGGAGGUUGGUUUUCCGUACAUUCAUACUGUAGAGGAACUUGUUAAAGCCAAAGAAGAUGCUGGUUUGAAGCAAGUGCUCAUCAAUGUAUUUGUUGGCGACCCAAGCAAAGGAGAACUGGGAUUUGCUGCAAUUCCAGGACAAGAGGCAUCAUUCCAAUCCAGUGUUACGAGAGCGGUGGACUAUGCAAAGGCCCUUGACUGUAAGCUGAUUCAUGUGAUGUCUGGAGCUGUGCAGAACCCUACCUCUUCACACCAUGAAGCGUACGAGAAAAAUAUUCGUUGGGCAACAAAGGUUUUCGAAAGGGAGGAAAUUAUUGGUUUAAUUGAGCCUAUCAACCAACGGUCCGUGCCCAACUAUUAUAUGUCAAGCUAUGUUGCUGCAGUGGAUCUCAUCAAGAAAAUCAACAGUCCAAAUCUGAAAAUCAUGUUGGACGUUUUUCAUCUCCAGCAGUUGCAUGGCAACUUGACCUCCAACAUUGAGUCACUAGCGGCCGCCGGACUUAUCGGACAUGUACAAGUAGCCCAAGUUCCCUUGCGUGGAGAACCCAAUACUGGUGGGGAGAUUGAUUAUUCUUAUGUGUUUUCGCUCUUGAAAAAGAUUAAUUAUACUGGGUGGAUUGGAUUAGAGUACAAGCCCUCUGUCACAACUGUGGAAGGACUGAAGUGGGUGAAUGAAAUGGGCUUCAAAUUGUAAUGACUGAUUUGCCAUUGUGAUUAUUUCCUGGCUUAAUGUCUCAACAAGGUAAAUAAAUGAUUAUGUAAUAA